UCCUUUUCUUUUGAGAGGAUGGCCUUUCUAAUGAAAAGUAUGUUGAGCAACCAGGUAAAGAAUUUGGGACUUGGAGGUGGAGGGGAAGAAAGCAAAGAAGAAAGCACUCCUUCUGAUCCAGCAGCAGCUGCAGGAAUGACCAGAGAGGAGUAUGAGGAAUAUCAAAAGCAAAUGGUUGAGGAGAAGAUGGAAAGAGAUGCAGCAUUUGCACAGAAAAAAGCAGAGCGAGCCGUUCUAAGGGUUCACCUGAGAGAAAAGUACAGACUGCCCAAGAGCGAAUUGGAUGAGAAUCAAAUACAGAUGGCUGGAGAUGAUGUGGGGUUGCCAGAAGACCUUCAGAAGAUGGUGGCAGAAGAUCAGGAGGAGGAAGAGGACAAGGACUCUAUCCUAGGCCAGCUGCAGAACAUCCAGAAUAUGGACAUGGAUGCCAUCAAAGAAAAGGCACAAGCCACCUUUACUGAGAUGAAACAGGCAGCUGAGCAGAAAUGUUCUGUGAUGUAGAAGAGCCACCACUGCCCAAGGGCUGUAACUUCAGUCUUGUGUUGCUGGGGCUGCAGAGGGAGAGCAGGCAGAGGGAUGCACAUAGCUUUGUAGCAUUCAGUGUAAAUAUAGAAAAGUGAUGAGAGAGAGACUUAAAACCCUGAGGGGAGAGUAAAAAUUUACCUGCUGGGACUGCCUAGAAGUUAGAACUGAUCCUCAGUUUUGAACAACUUUUUCCCCCAUGGAAAAAAUGUCUUUAAAGAAGUUAAUAUAGGGGGGAAAAUGUGCCUUUUUCCAUUUUUUCCAUGUGAUUGAGAUGCUAUUAAAUGUGUCUGUUUGAACAAAAUUGUACUUCUGAUACAUCACACAGAGGUAAUCGCUC
Poecile atricapillus (Black-capped chickadee) is the source of this 862-nucleotide messenger RNA. Its product is annotated as complexin-4-like. NCBI's taxonomy places the organism in Eukaryota, Metazoa, Chordata, Aves, Passeriformes, Paridae. The coding region runs from base 19 to 501 and encodes 160 amino acids. Gene Ontology annotation, biological process: neurotransmitter transport; regulation of neurotransmitter secretion; synaptic vesicle exocytosis. Gene Ontology annotation, cellular component: SNARE complex; terminal bouton. The transcript has 3 exons. The record is from RefSeq and is a predicted model, not a curated record. Gene Ontology annotation, molecular function: syntaxin binding.